Molecule: messenger RNA, 565 nt
Organism: Phytophthora infestans T30-4
Lineage: Eukaryota; Oomycota; Peronosporomycetes; Peronosporales; Peronosporaceae
Exons: 4
Coding region: 1-291 (96 amino acids)
Cellular component (GO): U2AF complex; commitment complex; nuclear speck
Molecular function (GO): pre-mRNA 3'-splice site binding; poly-pyrimidine tract binding
Source: RefSeq, a predicted model, not a curated record
AUGGCGAAUAUGGUUUCAAUUGAUGAGCUAAGAGAUGACGAGGAAUAUGCUGAUCUUGCUGAAGAUGUAGAGGAAGAGUGCAAGCGCUUUGGGGGCGUCACUGGCAUGGAAAUUCCGCGUCCGAAGGACGGAGAAGAGGUCCCUGGUCUAGGCUGCAUCUAUGUCCGUUUCGGAAAGGAAGAAGACGCGGUGUCGGCCUUGAAGGCCUUGAACGGACGCAAGUUUGGCGGGAACAUCGUCAAGGUGACCUACUUUCCCGUGGACAAGUUCGAGAAGAACGAGCUCUUCUAAGCUACUGACGCUGACGGACUCAAGACGCCGACUACUACGCAAGGUCUAUUUUCUUUUCUUGUAUUUUUUUACAUGCGUUAAGAGGUUGCGAGUUGAGCUACUUGAAGUACGAACGUUGCGACGGACUGGCGAUUUGAAGGGGUCUGAGCAUGCUGGAAGGUUUGUACGGUGAACGUCCCCAGGACGUAAACACCCCCCGCUAACCGUACCCGUGCUGUCGCGAUGUGCACUGUAGACCGAAUCCAAUGAACUUGGCCUUCUAUGUUGUGAGCUU